AUGUCAAGCGAGAGCAAAGUUGGUCGUGGAGUUCCACCUCGCUGGCUCGAUUGCCCACGCAAAGCGAUGAGGCUGAUCCAAGGCAAGUUUCUAGCUUUUAAGACUCCUCUGUCUUCGGCCUAUGAUAACCAGGUGCCUGAGGGUUGUCGGUUCACUGUGGACAUGUUCUUUGAAAAUCUGAAAAGUCAGAAACUGAAGAUGGGCUUGUGGAUAGAUUUGACUAACACGUCAAGGUUUUACGAUAAAGAUACCAUAGAGGAUUAUAAUUGUAGCUAUGUAAAGUUGCAAUGCCGUGGUCAUGGCGAGACCCCAUCUGAGGAACAGACUCGAGCCUUUGUGCAACUCUGUAGUAGUUUUAUUGCUCAUAAUCCAUUGGAGAUUAUUGGUGUACACUGCACACAUGGUUUUAACAGGACUGGCUUUCUUAUAAUCAGUUACUUAGUGGAAGUAGACAAUACCAGCGUCGAUGCUGGAAUAGCAGAGUUUGCUACUGCAAGACCUCCUGGAAUUUACAAAGCUGAUUAUAUAAAGGAACUAUAUAAACGGUAUGACGAUGAGACAGAUGCUCCACCUCCACCUGCGAGACCAGCAUGGUGUUUGGAUGAUUCCAAUAUUCUGGACACAGAAGAAGGCCCAAGCACAGAGAACGAAGAUUGUCGGGAUGAGAAAGGCAAAAAGAAGAGACGUGAAAUUUUUAAUAAAAAUCCAAUUUUUAUGGCUGGCGUACCUGGUGUUACCCCUAUCUUAGAAAAAAAGAAGCUAUUUGGAAUCCAGAGGCGAGUCAAAGACAUCUGUGGAUGGGAGGAUUCAGGAUUCCCUGGAUCUCAACCUGUAUCUAUGGAUUGUGACAAUAUAAUGCUCUUACAUACAAAGCCAUAUAGAGUAUCUUGGAAAGCUGAUGGCACAAGAUACAUGAUGUUAGUACAAGGUGACGGAGAGAUAUUUUUUGUAGAUAGAGAAAACAGCGUUUUUGAAGUUACUGGACUGACAUUUCCUCAUUUACGAGAAAAUCGAAAUUUGAGAGAUACUCUGAUGGAUGGUGAAAUGGUAAUCGAUAAAGAUAGGGGCAAGAAUAUUCCUAGAUAUUUGGUUUACGACGUUAUCAUGUACGAUGGACAGGAUGUUAGUAAAUUGCCGUUCCAUCCUGAUCGUUAUUCCGUUAUCGAAAAUAAAAUAAUCGCUGGUAGGCUAAGAGCUAUGAAGGAGGGACGAUUAAUAAAGGAACGGGAACCGUUCUCCGUGCGAUUGAAAUAUUUCUGGGAUGUAACACAGAGCAAAAAUCUGUUGGGCGAGAAAUUUGCUAAGCAGCUUUCUCAUGAACCAGAUGGCUUGAUAUUUCAACCUGCCAAGGAAAAAUACAUCUCGGGAGUGUGCCCCGAGGUCUUAAAAUGGAAACCAUUAUCAUUAAACUCAGUAGAUUUUAAACUUAAGAUAGUCACGGAAUCAGGCAUGGGAAUUCUGCCGCGAAAGAUUGGUCAUCUUUUUGUGGGAGGACUGAAUACGCCGUACGGCACGAUAAAGAUUACUAAGCAUAUGAGAGAUUUAGACAAUGCGAUUGUCGAAUGUAAAUUCGAAAAUGGUCAAUGGAUCUUCAUGCGUCAGCGAAUAGACAAGUCGUUUCCUAAUUCCAUUAAAACUGCCGAGUCUGUAUGUAAAAGCAUCAACAAACCUGUUACGAAGGAACGGCUUUUAGAUUAUAUCGAUAAAUACAGAUUUGUACGGGAUGAUUCAGAACUUAUGCCACCACCAAACAAAAAACCUAAUAUAGAUCGUACCGUGUUGUUGUGGUACACGAAAGACUUUACAUUGAAAGAUCGCAAAUCUCUGCGUGUUAACAUCGAAUUUGAUCACGCGACUUUAAUACGCUGGUCCCCGGAUGGAAAGGCAUUUAUUAUUCACAAGGCCGUGGCUAAUGCCAUCGAGGUGUACAAGAUCACAAAAAAAUCGGAUGGUUACUUAGCCUCUGCGACUAAAGCUCUGGAGUUUUCACAGCAUCAUACUGAGGAUGUCGUUGGAAUGGAUAUCGCUUGCACCGGGAAAUACAUCAUCACGUGCAGCAAAAUGAAUGAUCUUAUUAUUUGGGACUUGAAAGGACAGACACUGGCAACGGUGGAGAUGCAUUUAGGAUCUACUUAUCGCGCGCGUAUAUCACCUUGUGGCCGAUUCGUUGCUGCCUCGGGUUUUACACCGGACGUGAACGUAUGGGAGGUGGUCUUCAGUAAAUCCGGAGAGUUCAAGACAGUGGCUAAAGCAUUUGAUCUCGCCGGGCACUCAUCCGGGGUUCAUGACUUUGGUUUCAGUGCCGACACCAGUCACAUGGCUACCGUGUCCAAAGAUGGGACAUAUCGUUUCUACAAUACAAAAAUCGAAUUCGAGAAAGGAGAAGAUCCGCACCUUUUGACGACUGGCACCUGGAACACCACCGCAUCAGCAAGCCUUGUAUUAUCUCCAAACGCGGAGGUCCUCGUGAUCGCCCAUGGAUCGUCUAUAUCUUUCUAUUCUACUAUUACUGGUGUUCUGGAUACUACCAUAGAAGAUAUUUUCCUUGGGCCUAUAACAUGCUUGGCAUUUGAUGCUAUGGGAGAAUAUCUGUUGGCUGCGGGCGAUAAGCACAUCAAAAUUUUCCGUAAUGUCACAGGAUAUCGAACAGCAAUAGAGUCUGCUAAACGUAAACUGGAGCAGAGGCAGACACAGGCAACAAAGGAACGUUUGGAAAAAAUGAUUUGCGAUAACAAGGAAUUGCUUGAGAAGAUGGGCGAGAAAUGUUCAAAAUGACGUUAAUUUCUAUCGUUUUACGAGAUUGAAGAUAUAAAUAAAAUUAUUAUCUC
Cyphomyrmex costatus is the source of this 2828-nucleotide messenger RNA. RefSeq names its product RNA guanylyltransferase and 5'-phosphatase mRNA capping enzyme (gene mRNA-cap). NCBI's taxonomy places the organism in Eukaryota, Metazoa, Arthropoda, Insecta, Hymenoptera, Formicidae. The transcript has 8 exons. The record is from RefSeq and is a predicted model, not a curated record. Gene Ontology annotation, molecular function: mRNA guanylyltransferase activity; protein binding; ATP binding. Gene Ontology annotation, biological process: dephosphorylation; 7-methylguanosine mRNA capping. The coding region runs from base 1 to 2775 and encodes 924 amino acids.